Messenger RNA from Nothoprocta perdicaria, 2752 nucleotides. RefSeq names its product myosin heavy chain, skeletal muscle, adult-like. The record is from RefSeq and is a predicted model, not a curated record. The annotation marks the transcript as partial. Lineage: Eukaryota; Metazoa; Chordata; Aves; Tinamiformes; Tinamidae. Gene Ontology annotation, cellular component: myosin complex. The transcript has 16 exons.
GGAGUCCAUCUUCUGCAUCCAGUACAACGUUCGUGCAUUCAUGAAUGUCAAACACUGGCCUUGGAUGAAGCUGUUCUUCAAGAUCAAGCCCUUGCUGAAGAGCGCAGAAUCAGAGAAGGAGAUGGCCAAUAUGAAAGGGGAGUUUGAGAAAACUAAGGAAGAGCUUGCAAAGUCUGAGGCAAAGAGGAAGGAGCUGGAGGAGAAAAUGGUGGCUUUGAUGCAGGAGAAAAAUGACCUGCAGCUCCAAGUGCAGGCUGAAGCAGAUAGCUUGGCUGAUGCUGAGGAAAGAUGUGACCAGCUGAUCAAAACCAAAAUCCAGCUGGAAGCCAAAAUCAAGGAAGUGACAGAAAGGGCCGAGGAUGAAGAGGAAAUCAAUGCUGAGCUGACAGCCAAGAAGAGGAAACUAGAGGAUGAAUGCUCAGAGCUGAAGAAAGAUAUUGAUGACCUGGAGUUAACGUUGGCCAAAGUUGAGAAGGAAAAGCAUGCCACUGAAAACAAGGUGAAAAACCUCACUGAGGAGAUGGCAGGCCUGGAUGAAACCAUUGCCAAGCUGACAAAAGAGAAAAAGGCCCUCCAAGAGGCCCACCAGCAGACACUGGAUGACCUGCAGGCGGAAGAGGACAAAGUCAAUACGCUGACCAAAGCUAAAACCAAGCUGGAGCAGCAAGUGGAUGAUCUUGAAGGGUCCCUGGAGCAGGAGAAGAAACUGCGCAUGGACCUUGAGAGAGCCAAGAGGAAACUGGAGGGGGACCUGAAGUUGUCCCAUGACAGCAUAAUGGACUUGGAAAAUGAUAAGCAGCAGUUGGAUGAGAAACUCAAGAAGAAAGACUUUGAAAUCAGCCAGAUCCAGAGCAAGAUCGAGGAUGAACAAGCCCUGGGCAUGCAAUUGCAGAAGAAGAUCAAGGAGUUGCAGGCCAAGAACGCCCUGGCUCAUGCCUUGCAAUCUGCCCGCCACGACUGUGACUUGCUGCGGGAGCAAUAUGAAGAGGAGCAGGAAGCCAAGGGCGAGCUGCAGCGYKCCYUGUCCAAGGCCAACAGUGAAGUGGCCCAGUGGAGGACCAAAUAUGAGACGGAUGCCAUUCAGCGCACGGAGGAACUGGAGGAGGCCAAGAAGAAGCUGGCACAGCGUCUGCAGGAWGCAGAGGAACAUGUGGAAGCCGUGAAUGCCAAAUGUGCUUCCCUGGAAAAGACAAAGCAGCGGCUGCAGAAUGAAGUGGAGGACCUGAUGAUUGAUGUGGAAAGAGCCAACGCUGCCUGUGCAGCUCUGGACAAGAAGCAGAAGAAUUUCGACAAGAUCCUGKCAGAGUGGAAGCAGAAGUAUGAGGAAACACAGGCUGAGCUGGAAGCCUCCCAGAAGGAGGCUCGCUCUCUCAGCACRGARCUKUUYAAGAUGAAGAAUGCCUAUGAGGAGUCCCUGGACCACCUGGAAACCCUGAAGCGGGAGAACAAGAACUUGCAGCAGGAGAUUUCCGACCUCACGGAGCAGAUUGCAGAGGGAGCAAAGGCCAUUCAUGAGCUGGAGAAAKCAAAGAAGCAGGCUGAGCAGGAGAAAUCGGAAAUCCAGGCAGCUCUGGAGGAAGCCGAAGCGUCCCUAGAACAUGAGGAAGGGAAGAUCCUKCGCCUSCARCUGGARCUCAACCAGRUCAAGUCUGAGAUUGACCGGAAGAUAGCAGAAAAGGAUGAGGAAAUCGACCAGCUGAAGAGAAACCAUCUCCGAGUYGUGGAGUCCAUGCAGAGCACGCUGGAUGCUGAGAUCAGGAGCAGGAAUGAAGCCCUGAGGCUGAAGAAGAAGAUGGAGGGAGACCUGAAUGAAAUGGAGAUCCAGCUGAGCCAUGCCAACCGUCUGGCUGCAGAGGCCCAAAAGAACCUGAGAAACACACAGGCAGUACUGAAGGAUACCCAGAUCCACYUGGAYGAUGCUCUCAGGACACAGGAGGACCUGAAGGAGCAGGUGGCCAUGGUGGAGCGCAGAGCCAACCUGUUGCAGGCUGAARUWGARGAGCUACGGGCAGCCCUGGAGCAGACGGAGCGGUCCAGGAAAGUGGCUGAGCAGGAACUGAUGGAUGCAAGCGAAAGAGUUCAACUUCUCCACACUCAGAAUACCAGCUUGAUCAACACCAAGAAGAAGCUGGAAACAGACAUUUCCCACAUUCAGAGCGAAAUGGAGGAGACAAUCCAGGAAGCCCGCAAUGCUGAAGAGAAGGCCAAAAAGGCCAUCACAGAUGCAGCGAUGAUGGCAGAAGAGCUGAAGAAGGAGCAGGACACGAGUGCCCACCUGGAGAGGAUGAAGAAGAACUUGGACCAGACAGUGAAGGACCUGCAGCWSCGYCUGGAUGAGGCYGAGCAGCUGGCAYUGAAAGGAGGCAAGAAGCAAAUCCAGAARCUGGAGGCCAGGGUGCGCGAGCUGGAAGGGGAGGUUGAUUCUGAGCAGAAGCGCAGUGCUGAAGCCGUGAAGGGUGUGCGCAAAUACGAGAGGAGGGUGAAGGAGCUSACCUACCAGUCUGAGGAAGACCGGAAGAACAUUCUGCGCCUCCAGGACCUGGUGGACAAGCUGCAAAUGAAAGUGAAAUCCUACAAGAGACAAGCUGAGGAAGCUGAGGAGCUGUCCAAUGUCAACCUCUCCAAAUUCCGCAAGAUCCAGCACGAGCUGGAGGAAGCCGAGGAGCGGGCUGACAUUGCAGAGUCGCAGGUCAACAAGCUCCGAGUCAAGAGCCGAGAGUUUCACAGCAAGAAGAUAGCAGAAGAAGAGUGA